Carassius auratus (goldfish) is the source of this 2771-nucleotide messenger RNA. RefSeq names its product junctional adhesion molecule C-like. NCBI's taxonomy places the organism in Eukaryota, Metazoa, Chordata, Actinopteri, Cypriniformes, Cyprinidae. The coding region runs from base 847 to 1740 and encodes 297 amino acids. The record is from RefSeq and is a predicted model, not a curated record. The transcript has 5 exons.
UUAAAAAGUGCUGUCAUUAGUGGAAGCGCAAGUGUCUGAGAGUGCAAGUCUGUAGCCAGAGCCUUCUCCGUUAUAUUAUAAUACAACUGUAAUACUGACUCUUCACUGAGUACCAAAAGUGCAUAUGCUUCCUGUGCAUGGUUUCUAAAAGAAUGGAAUCACAAAAAAAGUUGACUGGCACUUAUCUAUACCACAGAUUAUACUAAAAUUUGGUUAAUGUGCAUGUACUGUACAACUCCAACAUGUUUGAUUAACUUCACAAGAGUGAAUGUCCUUCGAGUGCACUUUGGGCAAUGGUACAGUUGAGGCAUGAGAAUCUAAUACAAGAGGCAAAUCAUUCAGAGUAAUGUUACGGACAGUGCUUGUCUCCAUCUUCUUAUGUUGAAAAUGUCCCUCUGAAGGAAAGUCAGUAGUGUCUUUCUCAGGUGUGGUGGAUAUGCAAUGUUGAAAACAAAAUAGAUCCUUAAAUAAUAUAUGAACCGCUGAUUGGCCGACAAAGUAAAACUUCACCAAUGAGAAACCUUUCUGCACGCCCAUUGCUCCAGGAUGCAGCUACGUCUUGCAAAAUUUGAAUUUUUUUAUGUCUGAAAAAAAAAAAAAAAAAAGGUAUUAAACGGGUUAUUCAUGGUUUUUAUGUAUGACUGAACACUUUUGGAUGUUUGUCGGGCAAACGAUGUGGGAGAAGUCAUAAACGAUGUAUUUAACAUCGAGAAAACGCUCACUUUCUUCUACACGCAGCAGCCUCCUCCCACAAAUACGUCAUCUUGUUUACAUUCGUCUGUCAAAACACAAACAGACAUACUUUUGAUUCAAGAGCAUCUGCAAUAUUUUUAAAGAGAAGGAGUGAUGGCAUUUUUCGUUUUCUUCCCAGUGUGGGUUUUACUGCUUGGUGCAUCAUGCAUCGAUGCAGACAAGAUGUCAUUGUUUGUGAAUGAGGGCGAUUCAGUCACUCUACACACUGAUGUUAAAACAAACCAGCAUGAAAAGAUUAAAUGGUUUUUUGAUGACACCCGCAUCGCUCAAAUCAGUGGAGAUCUCAGUAAGAUCUGUACAGAUGUUGGGUGUAAUGAAGAGACUGAGAGAUUCAGAGACAGACUGAAACUAGACGAUCAGACUGGAUCUCUGACCAUCACAGACAUCAGAACCACUGACUCUGGAAAAUAUAAACUGCAGAUCAUCAGCAGUAACAGCAUGAGUGAAAAGAUCUUUAGUUUCACUGUCCAUGAUGUUCCUGAUGCCGAGACGGAUAAAAUGAAGACCAAGUCAGUGAAGGAGGGAGAUUCUGUCACUUUAGAUUCCGGUGUAAUAAAAAACCCAAAGGAUUUGAUAAUGUGGUAUUAUAAUGACACUCAUAUAUCUGAAAUCGCUAGAGAUCCCAGUAAGAUCUGUACAGGCGAUGAGUGUGAAGAUGCUGACGGGAGAUUCAGAGACAGACUGAAACUGAACAAUCAGACUGGAUCUCUGACCAUCACAGACACCAGAACCACAGACUCUGGAGAUUAUCAUCUUGAGAUCAUCACCAACAGCAGCAGCAUUCGCCGCCAGUACAGCAUUGACAUUAUCAGUGAAAAGAGCUUAAGUGGAACUGGCUCUAAUGGGAUUGUGUUUUUUCUUGCUAUGGCAGGAGCAUGUCUUGGUGUUCUGCUGGUGGUUGCAGGUGUAACAGGAGAGUGUCGCAGAAAGCUUGCCAGUGUAAAGAGUUUCUUCUAUCCAAAGACAAAUCAAACAGCUGUCCUGUAACUGCUUAUGAAUCAUCUUAUAAUCUACAGUGAAAAGCCAUAAAGUGACAUUUCCAAUAUUCCUUGUGACACUUCACUAUAUAUACAGCAUAUUCCUACAUAUUAGGUAUGUGCUGUACAGGUUUAUGUUACAUCUUAUGUUGUUAAAUGAAUGUUUACUGCAUUAUAGUGUCGUGUGUGUUCCCAUGAUGGUGAUUUCUGUUUGUGUAUGUAUAGCACUGUGCACUUUAUGUAUUUUUUAUAUGUAUUAAGGUUGUGGAAAAGCUAACCGUGAUGAACUGGUGGAUGGUGGUUGUCAGUAUUUGUUAAAAAUACCAAAUCGAUGUUAAUAACAGUGUGUCCUUGUUAAUUAAGCUUCUGGAGGGAUCAUUUUAUUAUUAUUAUUAUUAUUAUUAUUAUUAUUAUUAUUAUUUAAUCUAAGUUAAAAUAUACGGUCACACUUUAUUUUAGGGUCCAAUUCACACUAUUAACUAACCCCAUUAACUAUAACUUUUGCCUCAAUUAAUUCCUCAUUUGAUGCUUACUUAUAGUUUCUAAGGUAGUUGUUAAGUUUAGGGAAUUGGGUAGGAUUAUGGAUGUCAUGCAUUAUAUGUACUUUAUAAGCACUAAUAAACAGCUAAUAUGUUAAUAAUAGACAUGCUAAUAAGCAGCUAUUUAUCAGUGUGAAUUGGACCCUAUACUAAAGUGUUACGAAAUAUACAAUUUUCUCUGUAAAUGUGUUGACAGAUUAUACUGCCAACCGUAGUAGUUUUUUUUUUUUUUUUUUUUUACAGUGCAUACAAUUCUGUCAAUCAUUUAGCUUCAUGUGUAAUAUGUGUUAUGACUUGUAAUGUGCAUUAAAAAUGGGUCUGAGUGCAAUCAACUGAAACAAGUAUAGGCUAAAUUUGCAUUUAUAAUUUCAUAUGGAUAAUGUGAACCAUGUAGCAUACUGUUUGUAAUAUAUACAUAUUAUAUAUAUUUUUUUCAUAUUAACAUACUUAUUUGCUCUUCAUUUCUGUUUAAUUGUAAACCUCAAAUAAAACAUUUUCUUAA